AUGGCAGCAUGCGGUUUUAAUUUCGAAACCUUCUUCAACAUCGUCAACGGCGGGCGCCGUGUUUCCGAUAAAACAACCUUCAGCAUUGACCCCUCUACAGAGUGCAGGCUAUGGGAGGUGCCUGUGGCCACGCCGCAUGAUGUCGAGGAUGCUGUGAAAUUUGCGAACGACGCAUUUAAAAAUUGGUCCACCACACCUUUUGAGCAGCGAGUGAGCAAGAUAUCUCAGUGGAAACAGCUCUAUGAGCAGCAUGUCGAAGACUUCACCAAGCUGCUCAUGGCAGAGUGCGGCAAGCCACGCUUCAUAGCGGCUGGCGAAGCGAACGAGGUCCUCGCUCUCUUCGACCACAACCUGCAGCUUCGAAUUCCGGAGGAGCGGAUUGAGGAUGAUACGCGCAUCGCCAUCACGCGCCAUGUGCCCGUCGGAGUCGUCGCUGCCAUCUGCCCGUGGAACUUUCCUCUUGUUUUGUCCGUCGGCAAGAUCCUGCCGGCAUUAUUGACCGGAUGCUCGAUCAUCGUUAAGCCGUCCCCAUUUACCCCGUACUCGGCACUUAAGAUGGUUGAGCUGGCGCAGAAUAUCUUCCCUCCCGGUGUCGUUCAGGUGAUUGGUGGCGAUGACUCUAUCGGCCCAGCACUAGUCGAUCACCCCAAUGUCAACAAAAUCAGCUUCACAGGGUCCAGUACAACGGGCAAGAGGAUCAUGGCCUCGGCGGCCGGGACACUGAAGCGAGUGACUUUGGAAUUGGGCGGUAACGAUCCGGCGAUCAUCUACCCGGACGUGGAUAUUGAGAAAACGGCUCCCGAAGUGGCACAGGGAUGCUUUGUAUUCUCCGGUCAAGUGUGUGUCGCCACGAAGAGAGUCUAUGUGCACGAGUCCAUUUAUGAGCCAUUCUUGAAAGCCAUGGUGAACGCGACCUCCCGGAUCGAGGUGGGUAAGGCCGACAGCCCGAGUACCACGAUGGGGCCGAUGCAGAACAAAAUGCAAUAUGAGAAAGUCCAGGACCUGGUGGCCGACAGCACAACCCAGGGCUACAAGUUUGCCCUCGCCCCGCGCCCUAUUACUUUCGGCAAAGGCUACUAUCUCUCUCCGAGCAUCGUCGACAACCCACCCGCGACGGCACGAAUCGUCGUUGAAGAGCAGUUCGGCCCGAUCGUGCCAGUCCUCAAAUGGUCGGAUGAAGCGGACGUCAUCGCCCAGGCCAAUGGAACCACUUCAGGCUUGGGGGCAUCCGUGUGGAGUGCCGAUAUCUCUCGCGCCGAACGGGUUGGUAGACAGAUGCAGGCAGGGAGUGUGUUUGUGAAUUCGUGGGCGAAGACGACGCCGCGGGCGAUGUUAUCGGGACACAAGGAGAGCGGAAUCGGGGGGGAGUGGGGUUCCCUUGGGUUCCUUGAGUACUGUAAUACGCAAGUUGUGCAUGUCUUCAAAUAA
Molecule: messenger RNA, 1428 nt
Organism: Penicillium arizonense
Lineage: Eukaryota; Fungi; Ascomycota; Eurotiomycetes; Eurotiales; Aspergillaceae
Product: aldehyde dehydrogenase family protein
Exons: 3
Coding region: 1-1428 (475 amino acids)
Molecular function (GO): aldehyde dehydrogenase (NAD+) activity
Source: RefSeq, a predicted model, not a curated record